UAUUCACAUCAUAAAUGGCGUCUGACGACUUGUGUCAAUGACCGCCGAACGAUGUGUCUUAUCCUAAAUUGUCUCGACCUAUCAUAAAAAAUAAUUAAAAACACAUUACCUACUCGAAACUUAAUUAGUUCUAGUUAAAAACAACAGCCAUCCGUUGGAUAUCAGUUUACCGCCAACCGAAAGUUAGGUUAUUUUAACUAAUCAUUAUCCGACCGAAUUCUUGCUACUCGAAUUUCCCUCAGUGAGUUGGCGGCAGUGAGAUGGAAGAGGAUCGCGAUACGUCAAUUAAAGAUCACUUUCCAGAACCUCAGAAGAGAUUUUGGAUGCGAUCUAGGAAGCGUAGAAAUAGCGAUGCGGCCAGUGUCAGUUCGAUGGAUAUAUCAAUGGGGUCUGAUAGUAUCAAGAAGAAAAAAAGACGCAGAAUUACCGAAGUCGCAUCGAGCUUCUUUUCCUCUUCCUCCUCAUCUCUGACACCCAGCAAAUUUGGAAGUGUUCUUCAAAGAUCGUUCAGCUCUCAAGUAGCCGAUCUUUCUCUCCUUGGAGAGGAGGUUGAUUCGGGCAAGACAAAAAAAAGAUCAAAAGUAACCGCGGAGCGACUGGAUCAGCUGGCCAUCCGUAGCUGGAUUGUGGAUAUUGCGGAAGGGAAAUCCAGCGGGCACCUGGAUUUGAGCUUGAGUAGAAGAGAAGUGAAACGUCAAGAGGCGAUCUAUGAAUUAUUCUGCGGGGAGGAUGUGUUGUUGCGGGACCUUGAUAAUCUCAGAGAAUUCUAUUACGAGCCUUUGCUACGAAGCGAUAUCCUGACUCCAGGUGAACUCGCCACACUAUUUGGAGACAUUUCCAGCCUCGUAGACCUCCACAAAAAGCUUAGAGACGAACUGGUCUGUCUUCGAGACGAGUCGGGUUUCACGGAUGCUGUUGGAACCAUUUUAAUCAGCUGGUUACCAAGUCUCGCCGAGCGCUACGUAGAUCGUUGCAAGGCGCAGGUGUGGGCGAGACACUUGCUUGAGGCAAAACGCGCAAAUAAUAAACGGUUCCAAGAAUUUCUGAAGAAAAGAACAAGUGUUCCACGGGCCGUUGACUUGUGGACAUACUUGGACGUUCCGAGAUCAAGGGUCGUCAAGUAUCCUAUCCUUGUUAAUGAAAUCCUCAGGCACACCCCGUGCAAUCAUCCUGAUCAGACAGCGCUGAGAAAAGUCAGUGAUAUACUGUCCAAGUUACUUAUAGAAAUCGACGAAGCCAUGGGAAAUUCGGAGUGCAAGCUAGCCCAGAAUAAAAUCAACCCCUCGCCAGUUUGCGAUCCUCAUAAAGUCAUACAAAAUGCUGUGGAAGUCAUUACCGAGGGGCAGUUGAGAGAUGCUAAAGGAACGAAACUGCAUUGCUUCUUGUUUGAUAACUGCUUUGUACUGGCUCGUCCAGCGAGGAGACCAGGCAGAAAAUGUAACCCAUGUUUCCCUGUCGUAUUACGAGAUCAGUUAAGGGUACAGUUUGAAAUCGAGGCGGGUGAAAAAAUUCAUACUACCUCAUUCAAGGUUGCAGAACACACGCUUAAUGCUGACGAUGAGCAUGCAAAACGGCAUUGGAUUGAGUCUUUUCGUAGGCUAAAUACUAUUUCUACAAAUGGAAAAAGAAAUCACGAUGGAAAUAUUAUUGUAACUGAGGAAAAGAACAAAAAAAGGAAAGAAAAAGAGAAUCGAAAUGAAAAUGAGAAUGAGAAUGAGGACGUGGAUAAAAUGAGUGAAAUCAGCGAAAAGUCGCCGAUAACGAAAAGUACAAGGAAACUGAAGUCUGUCGGAGAUUUGUGCAGCAGUCAUUUUCCGAUUUCUCUUAGAAAAAGCCUUCUCAGGGAUAAAAGAAACAGCAUCAGCCUAGUGUGAAGAGUACUAUGAUUUAUUCAUAUAUAACUACUAUAUUCAUAUAUACAUCCAUUGCGUUAAGAAAUUAUACAUAUUUUUUUAGUCGCAUGGUUUCACAGUCAUUUUUGUAAUUAACGUAUCACGGAUGAUCUGGUGUUUCAUUUUGCGGCAGCUAAAAAAAACAAAUUAAAUCCAUUCACAGUGCUAUCGUUGUCGGCGUUAAUACCUAUGAAAAAAUGAUAACGUAAGGAAAUUUCAAUCGAUUGAGACGAAAAAACAAAUGCGGUUAUCCGAAUGGAGUCCAAAUGUGUGAUAUUGAUAUAUAUUUUUCAAAAUUCAUCCCUUUUAAAUAUAUAUUGCGUAUUCGGGAUGUAACAACUACGCGAAUCGCUCGGUUUGAUAAAUUGCGAUUAGUAAUUAAUUCGAAGCCAUAAAUUGGUAAACCAGGACUAAGUGUGAUCGAUGCUUGAGAGAAAUUGCAAAAAAAUUAAAAUUUUUCAUUUUCUGACAAGUAUCUAUUUUAUAAUACAACGAUUUUUUUUUUGAUUUUUCUCUCAUAUUUUUUAACGUUAUGGCCAUCCAUUAUUUUUAUCCGGAUUUCAUAGUUUUAAUAUUAGGUUCAAAUAUUUUGACUUUUUGAGUUUUUAUCCAUUCAUUUUUAUACUUUUUAUCUUAUGCGACAUCUGGUCAUAGCAAAUUUGUAAUUUUCAAUCACAUCCUGGCCAGUUUCAAGAAACUGCUAACAGAAUUCACGGUGUACUAUCAAUUUUGUGUUCUCUAUGCCGCGUAACUUUUUUUGCACUCAUAUAUCGCAUAGACAAUACAAAUAAUCGAAAGACAAUGCAAAUUAAUUCAUUUUGUGAUAAAUAAUGCGCAUUCAUUUUUGAUAUAAUUGGAUCAGUCAUACUUUUUUAUGAUCCAACUAAUGUAAAUAUAUAUAUUCCUGCAUUUAUACAUAGAGAACUUCGGACAAACGCGGUGUUUUAUGAUAUUAGGUUACGACUCGUGAAGCGUAGGUUUUAUUUUCUUAUACUUUCUCUUCAGUUAAUAAUUAUUUUUAAAUUCGACGAGAGAUCUUUUAGGCGAUGAUAAGACGCACGUUUUACUCAACACCAGCAAAGUUUGCAGGGUGUUUUAAUGCUGAUGAGCCGAAUUCGCUGAAUUACUUCGGAAUCUUCUCCAAGAAUAAAAAACAAAGAAAGCUACUUUUCA
Molecule: messenger RNA, 3065 nt
Organism: Neodiprion fabricii
Lineage: Eukaryota; Metazoa; Arthropoda; Insecta; Hymenoptera; Diprionidae
Product: neuroepithelial cell-transforming gene 1 protein-like
Exons: 5
Coding region: 261-1874 (537 amino acids)
Biological process (GO): positive regulation of Rho protein signal transduction
Molecular function (GO): guanyl-nucleotide exchange factor activity
Source: RefSeq, a predicted model, not a curated record